Messenger RNA from Dichotomopilus funicola, 2859 nucleotides. RefSeq lists its product as uncharacterized. The transcript has a single exon. The record is from RefSeq and is a predicted model, not a curated record. Lineage: Eukaryota; Fungi; Ascomycota; Sordariomycetes; Sordariales; Chaetomiaceae. Bases 1 to 2859 code for a protein of 952 amino acids.
AUGGACCGGCACCCAUCACGGCCACGGCCACGGCCACGGCCACCACUCCGGUCCGCGACCUCGGACAGCAGCUUUAGCCGGAUAUCCACGGUGUCCGACUUCACCGACCUCGGCAGCUUCGACACCUACACGACAUACCCCCCGGUAGCACCGCGACCGGCUCUCGCUUCCCUUCAAACCUCACAUUCCGGGCCAAACCUCAGCCCCAACUCGGGCUACGGCCCAAGUACAGGGAGCGAGGGCUAUACCUAUGCUAGCCCAACGUCUGGCUGGACGGCGACCCUCAGCUCCUCACCAAACACAAUCGGGUACUCGCCCGUUGCCUCAGCAGAACCAUCAAUACCGUACCAACAACAGCACCAACACACACGGGCGAACACCCGCCAACACCACGGGCAUGAAGUCAUCCCCGAGGAAGACGGCGCCGACCUAGGCCUCGUCACAGCAGCCGCGCCGAUCGCCCGCGAGGUCACCAAGGAGAUGGAAGAGGAAGCAGAAGCAGAGAAGUCCAAAACGAGAGUCACGUCAGUGCCGAUGAUGUUCGACCUCACCAGCACCCUAGGCCCGACCACAAUGGCCGACGCGGCCUUCCUCAAGACCCUCCAGGACCAAGAAGCCCACGGCAAGCUGACGGGUGGUUUGGGGCUGGGCAUCAAGACGGAUAUGACAGUCACCGAGUCGGCUCUGCUCGCGUCGAGUCCGGCGUCGGAACGGCCGCUGAGCCGGUCUUUCACCAAGGCUAGUAAUAAACGGAGGAGCCAGCUCAGCCGGGCCGAGACGCUCAAGCGGUUGGGACAGAGUGAGGCCAACAAGCGCGGGGAGGUCAUCGAGGUUGUCAUGGAUCACGGCGCGGGCGCCGGUGAUGGUGCAGAUGCGGGCGAGCCCCCCGUACCAAGUCUGCCCAACGCCGAUCUCAGCUUGGUAGCAGGCCAGAGCCAUAACCACAGCGACAGUGACGGACUCCAAGACGACAGCGAGCCGGUCCCGAUCUUUAUGAAACAGACGACGUUCCCCACGCGCCAACCCACUACGGCCGUGUUCUACCCGCAACCCAACUGGAAACCCUUCUCGAUGCGGUGGCCAUACUUGGUAUCGCUGAUCGUGGUCUCGCUAGCGCUAGGCGCCUGCGUCGAGGUGCUGUACCGGUCGUCGGCGCAGACCCCGCUGGUCACCUUCCAAGCGCCGUCAGACAUCCCGACGUCGCAGUACUUCGCCAUCAAGUUCCUGCCCAUGAUCGUGGCCGUGUCGUACGGUGUGUUGUGGCAGAUCACCAACUUCGAAGUGAUGCGUCUAGAGCCCUUCUACCAGCUGUCCAAGGAAGGCGGCGCGCUAGCCUCCGAGUCGAUCAACGUCGACUACCUAACCCAGUUCAACCUAUUCCGCCCCUUCCGCGCUCUGCACUACCGCCACUACGCCGUCGCCGUGUCGUCAGUGGCUAGCUUGCUCGCCAACACCCUCGUCCCGACCCUGGGCGCGGCCGCCAUCAUCCUCACCCCGGACCGUCCAACGCGCACGCAGUUCCCCGACCAGGAGAAGCACAUCCUCAUGCACCCCGUGUGGUCGCGGUUGUUGACGGCCACGCUGGUGGUGGUCGCGUGCAUGGGCUGUGUGCUGUUCUACCAGCUGCAGUCGCGCCGCUCGGGUUUGCUCGCCGACGUCAAGGGUAUCGCGGGGCUGGCGUCCAUGGCUACGGUGUCGCAUAUCCUGAUGGACUUCAAGGAUAUGGACGUUGCCACCCACCAGGACAUCCACCAUAAGCUCAAGAACCGGCGGUAUGUCCUGCGCAACUCAUCCCUCGCCCCGGACGAUUCCCUCUCAGCAGGGAGGAGCCACACCUUUCACAACAUGAACCUGGGCGACGUUGAAAAACAACAACAGAAAGAAGACGCAGAAGACCGCUACGCAAACCACCACCUCUCCCACAACCCACAACCCCUCAUGCUCCGCCCGGCCGGCGCCUACCCCUUCCUCGCCCUCAUCAUCCUCUUCCUCGCCUUACUCCCCAUCGUCCUCUUCACCCCCGCCACCGCCCUCACCGACCACGCCCCCUGGCUCAUCACCGCCCUCGCCGUAAUCAUCAAACUCUCCUGGGGCGCCCUCGAAACCGACGUCCGCGUCAUGGAACCCUACUACAUCCUCUCCCGCCGCCACGCACCCCCCAAAACUCUCUGCUUAGACUACACAGCCAUGCCCUUCGGCUGGGUAGCCGUCAAGGGCCUAGUAAACGGACACGCCCUGGUAUUCGCCGUAGGCCUGGGCACGGUCGUAGCAGAGGUGUUAACAGUGCUAGUAACAAGUCUAGCCACAGUCGAAGGGCGGGUCUUCGUGUCCAUCCUCAACUCCCAUAACGGCCCCCAGGGCCCCUCCCCCUCCGCAGCCCGCACCGCAGCAGCGGCGGCGGCGGAAAAAAACGCCAACUUCCUCAACGCCGGGCAAGAAACUGUUCCUUCCUUCUGGCUCUCCCUCGCGCUGGCCAUGGCUAUCCUCUUGUACCUCCUCAUCACCGCCACUACUGUCUUUGCGCGCCGCGGGUCGGGGCUCACGGGAACUGCGAUCCCGCUUCCGCGGCAGCCGAAUACGAUUGCGAGCGUGCUGGCGUAUAUUCAUCAGAGUAAGAUGUUGUAUGGGUUUGUGGGGACGAAUAAGCUCAGUCAGGGAGAGAUGUUACGGCGGUUGGAGGAGCAGGUGGGGCAGGAUGGAAGCAGCGGGAAGACAUAUGGGUUGGGGUGGUUUAGGGGACGCGAUGGGCAGAGUCAUUGUGGUGUUGAUGAGGAGGAACUGUUGAGUGGGUAUAAGGCAGGGUAUGAUUAUUCGAGGGCUACGAAACCGUGGGAGGAGGGGGAGGUUAAUUGGUUGUGA